AUGUGGCAAUUCCUUUCAAGAUUCUUGGAUGUGAAAGUGGACGAAGAGGUUCAGGAACCAACGGCAAGAAAUCCAGAAAUAAAAACUGUAACCAGGUCCAGCGAUGAGCACGAUAAUCAUUGUUGUCGGGAUCAUACUGGAGAAAAUUUUAAUUUUGACUGUUUGGAAGAAAACAAGAACAAGAACAAGAACGAGAAAGGAGCUAAAGAAUUUCGAGAUUUCGUUGUGAACCAUGCUGAUAUGGAAGAAAAAGGGGAGUUACUAAGUGCUUCAAUAUCAGUUGAAAAAAAAUCAGAAAUAUUUGGUGAAAUCAACACGUCAAAAACCUCAGAUGAACCUAUAAGUGAUAGUGGUUCGAGAGUAGAUGAAGCAUCAAAUAAAAUAUCUACCAUUUCUUUUCCUUCAUCAAAUGAAACAGCCAGGAAAUAUUCGAAAGAAGAAAAAGAUGUUCCACUUGUGAAUGGGUCCGAUCAAGAUUUCCAGAUUGAUGGAAUAUCAGUGGGAACCAUAGUGACGCAAAAUUUUGAUAGAGAAUCCUAUAUUCACAAUACUGUGGUUCCAAAACUAAAAGAAUUCGCAACGAAAGAAUCAUGGUAUGACCUUGGAAACAUAAUUAGAUCCAAAAGAACAGAAAAAGGGGAUGAGAACAUUCAGAAGAACAUGUGUCAAUAUUAUAAACUGUGGAGUAGAGUGCAACUUAUGGAUAUUAAUCAUAUGAUUGUACUGCUAACCACCCUUGGGCAAUGGCAUGGGUGGAAUUUAGCUUUCCAAGACCAGAACCCUGAGGAGUUCCAUAUCUGGACGGGUAAAUUGAACAAUGUGAUGUCGAAUUAUUUCGAGAAAGAGUCGUUUUUGAGGAUCAUCAUCAAGAACAUGAAAAAAGUGCUGAAGAUGCUCGAAAGCAAUGGCUAUCACGAACUGGUCGAUAAAUAUAUGAAAAAAAUGGGGUUCUUGGGCGAUAUACUUCUGCGCAAGACAAACGAAGUUUCUGUGAUUGCUUUUCAUGCAGACUGUUGGAUUGAUAACAUUGUUUUUGGAUAUAAAAUUACUGGUGGUGUGUUGAAACCAUCUGAUGCAUCUUUCGCCAAUGUUCAACUGUCUAUGGUAGACUCGCCAAUCAAGGACCUCAGCUACCUCUUUUACACUUACAGCGAUGAAGACACACUUCAAGAUUUCGAUUUCUUGCUUCAGGUCUACCACCACGCCCUGACUAAUACAAUGGAAAGAUUGGGCAGUGAUGCAAAUAACGUGUUUUCCUUUGAAAAAUUGAAAAAGGAAUGGAGAAAGUACGGCAUGUUCGGAGUGAUUAUGAAUUUAUUCGAAAUGUUCGAUGAUGGUGAUGUAGACAAGCAUGGGAGGGGUAUUAUUGACCCAACGCUGGACCAAAAAAUUCACGAGGAGUAUAAUAGCAGGGUUUUAAAUCUUUUUGUUCAUUUCGGGAAGAAUUUUCUGUGAAAACUGAAAACACUGGUAUUCUUGUCAAACCUACAUUCUUAUGUAAUGAAUGAAAACUUCUAAUUGGUUUUUUUUUCGAAUAUUUUAUCUUUUUCUUUGCUGCAAAACCGUUUUGUUAACAUUGUGAACUGGAA
Messenger RNA from Coccinella septempunctata (seven-spotted ladybird), 1589 nucleotides. RefSeq lists its product as uncharacterized. Bases 1 to 1455 code for a protein of 484 amino acids. NCBI's taxonomy places the organism in Eukaryota, Metazoa, Arthropoda, Insecta, Coleoptera, Coccinellidae. The record is from RefSeq and is a predicted model, not a curated record. The transcript has 2 exons.